CUGACCAAUGUCUCAAUCUAAACAACAACUCUGUCCAUACAUAAUUCUUCUUAAGGAAAUUAGACCAGCAUGGUGGGUAGUCACAAAUUGAUUGUCGGGCUAAAUAAUCUACUACCACUCUUCAUUUUCAUUUUCGGGAUUACGACUUCUUGGGAUACUCUGAUACUAACUGAGGCCAGCGUCGGAAGAAGAACGUUGGCCACCGAUCAAAAUCAUCCGGGUUUCAUAAGCAUCGAUUGUGGAGCGGAAGAAGACUACCUUAACGUUGAAACCGGUAUAUUCUACUACACCGACAAAGAUUUCAUUAACACUGGUGAAAACCAUGACGUAUCACCCAGUGCCAUUAAUAACAACUAUUACAUUCAGUAUUGGAAGGAGUACAGGAGCCUGAGAAGUUUUCCCGAUGGAAACAAGAACUGUUACACUUUGAAGCCUAAACAGGGCAAAAAUAACAACUAUCGAAUUAGAGCUUCUUUUUUAUAUGGAAAUUAUGAUGACAAAAAUGAAAUACCAGAAUUUGACGUAUAUGUGGGGGUUAAUUACUGGGACACCGUGAAAUUGCAAAGCGUAUGGUACAUGCUCUUCCUCGAAAUUAUUCACUUCUUCACAGCUGAUACCGAAUAUGUAUGUCUGGUAAACACUGGCUCUGGAAUUCCUUUCAUUUCGGCAUUGGAAUUACGGUUUUCAAAUAAUUCAGCUUAUAAUAGAACCAACUCUGGAGCAGCACUAAAAAACAUCGGGGUUAUUGACCUGGGUACAUCUAAUAAUGACUCUUUAAGGUACAAGGACGAUGGUUAUGACCGCAUCUGGCUAUCCGGCCAGUUUCCUAGUUCUGUUCCAAUAAAUACCUCAUUGAGUACCGAUCAUCCCGGUAAUGAUUCAUACAAAGUACCUGCUGAGGUCUUGAGAACUGCUGUCCGGCCAGUCAAUGGCUCCAGAUCCCUGAAUUAUUUUUACCAAUCAUCUCGUUUCCCCACUAGUCAAUAUCUUGUCUUCUUUCACUUUGCUGAGAUUGAAGAGAGUGCACAAGAUCGACUUAGACAAUUCACCAUCACAUUGAAUGGUUUCAAGAGUAGACUCAUUACCCUUCAGUACUUAAGGCCAUUCUCGAUUAACUUCCAGGAUUUGCUAAUUCAAGGAGUUAUUAACUUUACUAUUGAUGCAACAGAAGAAUCCGACCUUCCUCCCAUACUCAACGCCCUUGAGUAUUACCGAGUUCUUCCUCUUCCAUUUUCACCAACUGACCAAUCAGACGGUGAUGCUAUCAUGGCCGUCAAGCAAACAUACAACAUAAACAGAAAUGACUGGCAAGGAGAUCCAUGCCUCCCCAAAGAACAUACCUGGAGCGGUAUAACCUGCAGAUUCAACAGUACUCCAAGGAUCAUCUCACUGAACCUAAGUGCAAGUAAAUUAACAGGGGAGAUAUCUUCGUCAUUCUCUGAUCUGGAGGCAAUAGAGUCCCUUGACUUAUCAUACAAUGAAUUAAAGGGGCCAGUGCCAGAAAUUUUAGCACAACUGCCAACUUUGAAAGUCCUAAAUUUAUCUGGAAACAGGCUCUCAGGUCCAGUUCCCCAAUCGCUCAAGGACAAGUCUGAUAAAGGAUUACUGGUUCUGAGUUUGGCUGAAAAUCCAGAUUUGUGCCAAAUAGAUCCAUGUCAUCGUAAAGAAAAGAAGAACUUUGCUGUUCCAGUUGUUGUAUCCGUUGCAUCUGCUUUGGUCCUCAUCUUCUUGAGCAUUCUAAUUGCAUUUGGCAGAAUUAAAAGGAGAAGACAACGAGAGCCUCUGAUCAAGUCAACGAAGGAUGGGUCAUUUGAAUCAAAGAAUCGACCCUUUACUUACUCUCAGAUCGUUAAAAUUACUGGUAACUUCACAACCGUUGUUGGAGAGGGAGGGUUUGGAAAAGUUUAUCUUGGUACUCUGAAUGAUAACACUCCAAUUGCUGUCAAAUUACUCUCGCCAUCAUCAAAGCAAGGAUAUAAGGAAUUUCGAGCAGAGGCACAGCUUUUGAUGAUUGUUCAUCAUAGAAAUCUUGUAUCUCUCAUUGGUUACUGUGAUGAGAGUGGCAACAUGGCGCUGAUUUAUGAGUACGUGGUAAAUGGAAACUUAAGACGGUAUUUAUCUGAGACAAACAGAAAUGUUUUAAAAUGGAAAGAAAGACUUCAAAUUGCGAUUGAUGCUGCACAUGGAUUGGAGUAUCUACAUAAUGGUUGCAAGCCGCCUAUAGUCCAUAGAGAUUUGAAAUCUGCCAACAUCCUAUUGACUGAAAGCAAGCAAGCGAAGAUAGCUGAUUUUGGGCUAUCUAAACUUUUCAUAACCGAAAAUGCAUCUCAUAUAUCGACUUGCCCUGCUGGCACACUUGGAUAUCUUGAUCCUGAAUUUCAAGUUUCAGGAAACUUAAACAAGAAGAGCGAUGUUUACAGCUUUGGGAUUAUUCUAGUUGAGCUAAUCACAGGCCAGCCUGCAAUAAUAAGAAGUCACGAGCGCAGCAUUCACAUACUUCAAUGGUUGAGUCCAAUAGUCGAAAAGGGAGAUAUUCGAACCAUUAUUGAUCCUAGGUUGCAAGGUGAAUUCGAUGUCAAUGCUGCCUGGAAAAUCGUGGAGAUAGCCAUGUCAUGUGCACAACCAACUUCAAUCCAAAGGCCUGAUAUUAGUUACGUUUUAACAGAACUCAAGGAAUGCAUGGCUAUUGAGAUGGCCCUUGAGAGAACUCAGCGAAUUCAUAACAACAUGACAACAUCAGGCACAUCAGUUGAAAUGCCCACCGCGAACGUGGACUCAGAUAUGGUUCCCAUCGCCAGGUAGCUAGCAAACAAAUCUUCAUCUUUAGCUGUCAUAUUUGUGGUGAGAUGGAGAUAGCAAGUUUCCAGGAAACUCAUCGUGUGUCUUCUUUUGUACACUUAAAAACAUUUGUUAUUUUUGAGUGCCAUGGCAGUAUAAGUAUAUAUGCUUGACUAGUACCUCUUAAUUUGUA
Durio zibethinus is the source of this 2971-nucleotide messenger RNA. Its product is annotated as putative leucine-rich repeat receptor-like serine/threonine-protein kinase At2g19230. Lineage: Eukaryota; Viridiplantae; Streptophyta; Magnoliopsida; Malvales; Malvaceae. Gene Ontology annotation, molecular function: protein tyrosine kinase activity; protein binding; ATP binding. Gene Ontology annotation, biological process: protein phosphorylation. The record is from RefSeq and is a predicted model, not a curated record.